UAUCACAACUAACAUGAGUCGCCUAAUGGUAGUCUUAUUAGCAAUAUUUGUAUUACUGGUUUAUGGGUACACUGCCGCCGUAGGAGAUGACAGUGACAAACCCUUGUGUACAACCGUGUUCGGUGACUUUGGCUCUUGCGAUACCUACUUGGACCAGUAUUCAUUCCCGGAUGAGGAUUGCUGCAAAGCGAUGGGGGAGCUCGCGUACUACUCCAACGACGACCAAACUCGCGCCGGUGUCUGUCAGUGUAUCAAGGAUGAAACCAUCGUAGAGGGAGGCAUCGAUGUUUUCACCGUAUUUUACGGUGUUGCUGAAACAUGUGGAACUUCCCUCAACUUGCCAGUGAUUACUGCUACCACCAAUUGUUCUGAGAUUUGAUGGAUAAGAAUUAUAUGAGAUGCUUGUACGAAUUACAAACUGCUAUGGAGACAUGAUGGCAAUUAUACCUAAAAAAAAAUAAUAAAAGAAUAGGGAUAUCACGUAUAUGAUGAUAUACAUUAUGUAAUAAAUUAAUAUUCCGAGUGC
Molecule: messenger RNA, 526 nt
Organism: Tripterygium wilfordii
Lineage: Eukaryota; Viridiplantae; Streptophyta; Magnoliopsida; Celastrales; Celastraceae
Product: non-specific lipid-transfer protein 3-like
Exons: 2
Coding region: 14-379 (121 amino acids)
Biological process (GO): lipid transport
Cellular component (GO): membrane
Molecular function (GO): lipid binding
Source: RefSeq, a predicted model, not a curated record